AUGCAGAACCUCGAGAAGAUCCCCUGGGCGAAGGACAAUCCUGCUGACGUGGCAGCGCUGGACGAUCCGAUCGUGAUCGUUGGUUACACCAACCCAACGAUGCUCUUCAUGGAAGCUGGAGCAGCAGAUCUCUGGGGUGACGCCUACCUGGCCUCGCCCUGCACUGUUCAGCUGGGCGGCAAACUCACACCUCUUUCUGGACUUCAACGCAAGGCUGACAAGGUGCACUGGUGGCGGGCGCAGGCAGUGCGAUUCAUCAUGCGGUGGCCAUCAGCUCAUCUCUGCCACGUCACCAACCAGGAGAGGCACCGCGCCUUCGGCGUGCUCGCAGCCAAUCACGUCGCUCGCUUCCUGCACACCCAAUCAGAAGCUCUCUCUUCCUUCUCUCACAGCACCGCCCCUGCUGCUUCUGCAACUCCUGCUGCACCUACCGCACUCAACGUCCCAACUGAUGCAAGUGACUGGGAAGCAAGGAGGAGAAGAGCAGCAGAACGGUUGGCGGCCCUUGCGGGUUCCUCCUCCUUGUCUUUCCACGCAGACGCCACAGGCAGUGCCACAGGGGGUGCCAGUGACAAUGCCAGCGGCUCGGAUGCCAGCUGGUCGCUGGGAGUGCAGGAGCCGUACAUGCCGCGGCCUAUAGUGAGUCUGCAUGUAAGGGGUACGGACAAGGUUGCAGAGAUGGGCCUGACCUCCCUGAACUCCCACAUCUUCCACAUGAACCGCCUCCGCCCGCAGGCGCUCGACCUCUCCCACGUCUGGCUCAACACUGAGACUCAGGCCAACGUGGACCGAGCGGUGGCGGAUCACCUCUCCUGGAGUUUCUACUACUCGUCCAAUGCGCGGCAGCAGGAAGCAGUGGGGGGGCUGCGGGAGUACGAGUGGGUGCAGUCGGUGGCGGUGAGCUUUGCAAGCGUGCUGAUCGCUGCGCAGUGCGAUUACUUUGUCGGCAGCCUCGGCUCCAACUGGAGCCGUCUCAUGAAUGAGCUCCGCUCCACCAACGGCCGGCUGGGUGCUGGAUUCAUUGCUGACAACGUUGAGGAAUGGUGA
Messenger RNA from Closterium sp. Yama58-4, 1047 nucleotides. Lineage: Eukaryota; Viridiplantae; Streptophyta; Zygnematophyceae; Desmidiales; Closteriaceae. The record is from the annotation of a GenBank genome assembly.